Rubroshorea leprosula is the source of this 525-nucleotide messenger RNA. The record is from the annotation of a GenBank genome assembly. Lineage: Eukaryota; Viridiplantae; Streptophyta; Magnoliopsida; Malvales; Dipterocarpaceae.
GAUUAUCACAGAGACGCAAAGCGAAGUUGUAAUGGAGGGAACAAGGGAGACUCGCAAUGGAGGAUUAAGGAGAGGCAGCAAGCUUAAGAAGAGGACUCUGAGGAGGAUGAAAGCCAAAGCUGUUGUUGCCAAGUUGGAGACAAUCCGCGUGAGAGAGGAAACGGCGGGAAUGGUUACUGCAAUGGGGGACCUCAAACUCGAGAUCGAUCUGUUGAAGCUAGCGCUCGGCCAGCAUUCUGAAGACAUGCUUCUUAUCUCAGAAGCAGUGAACACUGUUACCCAGAUUAUACUUCAGCUUUAAUUAGCUAUGGAUACAAAAAGACCAGCUAUUUUGCUUUGAUGUUCUGUUGUGUCAGGGAUCUAAUCCUCCAUGACUAAGUCCUAGGUUUGGUGUUAUUUUAUUAAUAAACAAGUCGGUUGUGUCCCUUUACUUACGCACUUUAUGUAACGUUUGGUUUUAGGUGGUCUUGUUCUUGAGCUUCCUAUUAGGCUAGAGAGGAGGUCAGGGCCCCCAUUCUAGUAGAG